Messenger RNA from Yamadazyma jaroonii, 708 nucleotides. NCBI's taxonomy places the organism in Eukaryota, Fungi, Ascomycota, Pichiomycetes, Serinales, Debaryomycetaceae. The record is from the annotation of a GenBank genome assembly.
AUGACUGUUAUUGAAAUUGAAUCAGAAGAUCAGUUUACUGAUUUAAGUAAAACAAAAGAUAAAUUGAUAUCUUUGUAUUUCCACACAGAAUGGGCUGAACCAUGUAAGAAUAUGAAUUCUAUUUAUAAUACUUUAUCCAACACUAAAGAAAAUGCCUCGAUUUUAUUUAUUUCUAUCAAUGCUGAUAACUUUUCCAACAUAAGUGAUUUAUUCGAAGUAAGUGCCGUACCUUAUUUUAUUUUAAUUAAAAACUCAACAAUCUUGAAAGAAUUAUCAGGUGCUGAUCCAAAAGAAUUCAUAAACAGUAUCAAGGAAUUAAAUACUGAGUCAACUCAAAAAUCUGAAACAAAAACCACCCCUCAACCAUCAGAGCCCACAAGUGAACAACAAGAGAGUCCAGAGCAAUUAAACGAAAGAUUAACCAAGUUAACAAAUGCUGCCCCUGUUAUGUUAUUCAUGAAAGGUUCCCCUUCAUCUCCACAAUGUGGAUUUUCCAGACAAUUAGUGGCAAUCUUAAGAGAACAUGAAGUCAGAUUUGGUUUCUUUGAUAUUUUGAAGGAUGAUUCUGUCAGACAAGGAUUGAAGGAAUUCAGUGAUUGGCCAACUUUCCCUCAAUUGUAUAUCAAGGGAGAAUUCCAAGGUGGUUUAGAUAUUAUUAAAGAAUCUAUUGAAGAAGACGCAGAUUUUUUUCAAAAUGCUAUAGCUUAA